UGUUUUUGCGAAUCGUACCAAAGUAUUAUAUUUUGGAAACAUGGCCGCGUCCUUAAGGACAUUAUGAAUAUUGAAGUUAUUUGUGUAUAUAAACAAUGGCAAAUAAAACUAAUAUCAUAAAAGAAUUAAGUGCUGAGGAAUGCAAUAUAUGCAAAAUCAUAAAUGAAGCCCCAAAGCAGCCCAAGAGGCCAUGGGACAAGAAGAGGAUUGCAGUGGUGGGGAUAUUUAGUUCAAUAGCGGUUGGAUCUGUAGCCCUCACUGUACCUUUUAUAGCACCAGCUUUCAGGAGGGUCUGCAUUCCUUAUGUACCAGCUACCACAACUCAGGUGGAGAAUGUAAUGGCAGCGUUGAAAGGCAGAUCUGGAUCUCUUUUGGACAUAGGCAGCGGAGAUGGCCGAGUGGUAAUUGAGGCAAGCAAGCACGGUUUCCAAGGUUACGGGGUGGAGCUCAAUCGCUGGCUUGUUCUGUGGUCACAGUACAGUUCCUGGAGACAGGGUGUCAACAGGUCAACACGCUUCUUCAAACAAGAUCUCUGGAAGACAGACAUGUCCAAGUAUGACAACAUUGUGGUGUUUGGUGUUGAUACACUGAUGGAUGGGUUGGAGAAAAAAUUUGAACAAGAAAUCAAGCCAGAAUCUAGGGUACUGGUUUCUAGAUUUCCAUUGCCCAAUUGGUCUCCAGUGAGUCAGACCGGAAGUGGUCUGGAUGCUGUCUGGGUUUACAUGCGUCCAGACAACCCAGGUUAUGAUCAGAGAAAGAUUUCAAAAGACACUGUGAAAAAGAACUAUGAACAAGAACGAUAUGAAUUUGAUAUUUUUAGUAAAAAGUUAUGACAUCCUUUUUUGUAAAUACUAGGUAUUUUAUGGAAUAAAAUUCAAAAGGACUGGUG
Messenger RNA from Mya arenaria, 889 nucleotides. Its product is annotated as ATP synthase subunit C lysine N-methyltransferase-like. The record is from RefSeq and is a predicted model, not a curated record. Bases 96 to 833 code for a protein of 245 amino acids. Gene Ontology annotation, cellular component: mitochondrion. Gene Ontology annotation, molecular function: protein-lysine N-methyltransferase activity. NCBI's taxonomy places the organism in Eukaryota, Metazoa, Mollusca, Bivalvia, Myida, Myidae. Gene Ontology annotation, biological process: peptidyl-lysine trimethylation; positive regulation of proton-transporting ATP synthase activity, rotational mechanism; regulation of mitochondrial ATP synthesis coupled proton transport. The transcript is spliced from 6 exons.